Polychytrium aggregatum is the source of this 2489-nucleotide messenger RNA. Its product is annotated as oligomeric golgi complex component, COG2-domain-containing protein. Bases 63 to 2303 code for a protein of 746 amino acids. The transcript is spliced from 15 exons. Gene Ontology annotation, cellular component: COG complex; membrane. Lineage: Eukaryota; Fungi; Chytridiomycota; Chytridiomycetes; Polychytriales. The record is from RefSeq and is a predicted model, not a curated record. Gene Ontology annotation, biological process: protein transport; Golgi organization; intra-Golgi vesicle-mediated transport.
GAACCCAAUCCCGGUCUCCCCAAGCCAGCUUUCAUAUCAGCUCCGCGUGGUUUCCAGUCGUCAUGGUUGACGAUGCACUAACAUCUCCCCUCGAUCCGGCCCCGUCGCUGAUUAAGCGCCAGAUCUUCUUGAGCCCAGACUUUUCUCCGCAUGUCUAUCUUGGCUCACUGGCUGCGGCUCCGCUCCCUUCCUAUUUGUCCUCCCAACGACCGAAUGUCCAUCUGGGCUCCAUUCAGAGCGAUCUUCUCCUCUCUCUGAAAGAUCUCAAGUCGGAGCUGGUCGAGUUGAUCAAUCGGGACUAUCAGGAUUUUAUAUCACUUUCGACCAACCUUGUGGGGGUCGAUACCACCAUUGAUGACUUUCAAACACCCUUGGGCACGAUCAAGGCAGAAAUACAGCUGGUUGCAGCUCAGCUUGAAGAAAUGUCCAACUUGCUAGAAGAAAAGCUUGCACAGCGGGCCACCGUUAGGGAAAAGAAGGCACUUUUACAACUCAUCCUCAGCAUCCAUGCUUCCGCAGUCAAAGUCGAAGAAUUUUUAGGCAUUGCCCAGAAUGAGAGCAACGACCUAUUGAGGGAUCGAACAACGGUUGACGAUGGAAAACUCAUCGAACGCGUGGCCAUUGAAUACAACCAACUCCAGUACCUCGUCGGUAAAGGCAAGCAAUUGCCUUUUGUCAAGAGCAUGAGUUGGAGAAUUACAAGAAUCAAAGAGAUGCUCACAUCCAAGCUAUCGAAGGCUUUACAAGAUGCAUUUGUUGCCGUGUUCGAAGCUCCGGGCCACCAGCCCUCCAUCCAGGCUCUCAGGCAGUAUCUGAGAACUUACCUCCUUAUCGAUAGAGUUGUGGAUGCCGAAGCGGUGUUUACCGAAACCAUUGUCCAGCCUUUUGUCACCAAGACAUUCGAAGUAAACAUCUUGGAGUCUAGUGGCUCCCUCGCAGGCGGAGCUGUUCAUGACAUGGAUAAACUAUAUAAGGAUAUUGUCUCCUUUGUUGGACAAGAAUGCAGCCGGAUCCUUGAAAUCACCCGAGAAGUGUUUCACGGCACCCAGUACGACUUGCUCGUCGAUACGCUAUGGCCCUCGAUCAGCUCCACUAUCAUCAAGAAGCUACCGGUCCUCUUUAGCCCCGGUAUUCCAGAAAUAUUCCACCAGAAUUAUACAAUGGCAAUCCGCUUCGUGAGCGCCAUCGAAGCGCUGUGUCAGAACAAGCUUCAGCUCAAAAAGCUACGGGCCCAUCCCGCAUACAGUGAUUACAUGAAAAAAUGGCAACUCUCGGCUUAUUUCCAGAUCAGAUUCAAAAGCAUUGUUGCUGGUUACUGCGAUGCUGAGUCAAGAUCUUGCGAUGGUGUUAUUGAUGCCGCUGAGAUCAAGCCGCUGGAACAUGGGAUGAUUUUACCCGUUAGCCAUGCGCUCCUCGACGCUCUUGCAAGAUGCUGGGACGAUGGCGUUUUUCUACUUGGUCUAUCCCACAGGUUCUGGAGAUUGACGUUGCAGCUCCUUUCUAGGUAUACGAACUGGCUCCAAGCCUUUGUGGAUGCCAAUGUUCAGCCACAAAUCAUGGAUGCUGUCCAGAGGGGCGAAAGCUCCGGCGCACUGCGCUCCUCGACUCCAAGCAUCAAUCCAGAUGUCGACGAGCUUGUCAUACGGCGGAGUGUUUGCAUUUGUAACGAUAUACAACGAAUCAAGGACGAGUCUCGGCGCCUUUAUGACUCGGCUAUAGUGCCUAGGCUCAAUCUCUCUCGGGUAGAUUGCGAAUCGCUGGAUGAGUCCUUCGCCGCCGCGCUGUUGGCACUCGAUUCGUUUAUUCCAACAAUCAGUGAGAGGGUCAUCUCUACCCUGCUUCGAAGGAGCACGAUGCCAUUCACACAGAUCAAAAUGAUACAGAUGCACUAUCGAGGAACCAAGGAGCUACCAACAAAAAGCUUUCCGUAUGUAGCCAAUGUAAUAUUGCCGUUGUCACAGUUUGUGACAGCGUACGAGGACCUCCUUCCCAAGCGAAUCCUCGAUGACUGGAAAGCAUCCCUGGUUGACCAAAUUGCAGUCAGCUAUGCUUCAAUCAUCAACCAAGUCCUCGCCGAUCUCAAAAAAAUCGAGGACGGCCUGACCAAGAUGCGAAAAAACAAAGCUGCAUCAGUGCGAGGUGAUGCGACAGAGUUCCCGGAUAUCAUCCGAUUGCAGCUCAGAUACGACGUCGAAGAACUGAUCAAACUGGUCGGGGAGCUCGGAAUCAACGUGUCUGACCUCGGGGCAUGGACCAGACUCCGACAAAGUGUCGAGAAAACGGCAAAGGUCGACGAGCUAUAGCGGCAACGUGUCCUAUCAUGUGCAUCGCGAUCAGCACCUGAAGAAUGGAUAUGCUGGAAUGACAUGCACUCGAAGAGUCUCUAUCACAUUUGAUAGGCUCGCCACAUUCGCCGGUUCCGGCUGUUGAAAUAUACGUUGGCGCUGUGGGCUCCUGGCAGCGCAGAACAAGCAACCGAUACACUCAAA